Blumeria graminis f. sp. triticale is the source of this 1668-nucleotide messenger RNA. NCBI's taxonomy places the organism in Eukaryota, Fungi, Ascomycota, Leotiomycetes, Helotiales, Erysiphaceae. The record is from the annotation of a GenBank genome assembly.
AUGAGUAGAUCGGCAGAAUUUACUAUGUCUGUGGGCAAGUCUGCUCCAUCAGACAUUACAAGAAAUGUUUCAGCUAUAUUUGUACACGCUGGAGCUGGCUAUCAUAGUACCAAGAACCAGGGUGUACACUUGGCUGCCUGUAAUAGCGCCGCAAAGAUGGCCAUGCGUGUUUUAAAAUCUGGAGGCUCUGCAGUUGACGCUGUUGAGAUUGCAGUGAAGGUUUUAGAAGAUAAUGAAGUGACAAAUGCUGGAUAUGGAAGCAAUCUAGCGGUCGACGGUGUUGUUGAGUGCGAUGCCACCAUAAUUGAUCACUUGGGUAAGAGUGGAGCUUGUGGGGCAGUAGCACAAAUAAAAAACCCGAUUCAUCUAGCAAGAACUAUCUUAGAUGCUUCGAGCAGACCACUCUCAUUACGAAGAGUGCCCCCUAAUCUUCUCGUUGGGCAGGGUGCAACUGAAUUUGCUCGGGAAUACGGGAUUCCAGUUGUUUCUCACGACACGUUAGUAUCUAUAAAUUCUCGUGACCGUUAUAAGCGCUGGAAAGAAGACCUGGAUCGUGUUGAGAGCUUUCAAUUUACAGGCAAUCUACACACUAAUGAUCUUGAACAAAAAGAGGUUAAUCAGAAAAGCAGAGCACGUGUUUUCGCUAAACCGCGACGGAUUCCGGUGAACGCUUUUCUAAAUAGCACCUGGAAUGAAGGAGACCCGUGUCCGACUGCUCUACUGCCUUCAUUCCAGGUUCAGGAACCAUGCGUCAAGGAAGCACUUCCAAGUCUAAAAGCCCAAAAGCCAUGCGCGCUAUUUAUCGCUGGGCAACAAGAACGCGAAAAUUUACCCGCCAAACGAGCUAGACAUGAAUGUUCAAAACAGGUUGAAGACUUACAAGCUCCGAUAUUUCACGAACCUUGCCACAUUAAUUUAAAAAGACUAGCGAAUGAUUCCUGUAUGAAGGGUGGAGCUUUUUCACCUGUACUCCAAUCUAGUACUGGAAAUUUUGAUGGCACACCUUCGUCCGAUUUUAAAUCUGAUAAGGGUAUUAAUGAGCAGUCUAUGAAUUGCGCCCUUAAUCGAGACGAUAUUACUAGUUCGAAGCUAGAUAAUAAUGUCGAAGAUCAUAUCACAGACACUGUUGGUGCUAUUGCAAUCGAUAUGUAUGGCCAUAUCUCUGCCGGCUCAUCUUCGGGAGGCAUUGGUAUGAAACAUCGCGGGCGCGUUGGUCCCGCUGCUCUUGUUGGGAUAGGAUCAGCAGUCAUUCCAGUUGAUGAAAGCGAUGAAGAAAAGACAUGUGUUGCCGUUGUUACAAGCGGCACAGGCGAGCACAUGGCAACAACAAUGGCAUCUCAGAAGUGUGCUGAUAGGCUUCACUCCUGUACGAAGCGAGCAUCAGGUAACAUAGAUGUGCAGACGACGGAAGAGGAAUCUAUAGAAUCAUUUAUUGAAGCUGAUUUCAUGGACCACCCGGGCGUUCGCAACAGUACUUCAGCAGGUGCUAUUGGCGUCAUGGCAGUGAAAAAAACAGCCUUUGGAUACUUCCUUCACUUUGCACACAAUACUGAGUCUUUUGCUUUGGCCUCGAUGCAUUCAAAUGAGACUGUUGCAAAGUGUGUCAUGUCUCGACUUGGAAAUAAUGGAAGGAUUGUCAGAGGGGGUAGAAAGAUACGAGUAGAUUGA